CCGGAGGGGGGCCGAGCCGCAGGUAACGAGCAGUGGUUCAGGUAUUUCCAGUCGAGGAUGAGCGGGACUUAGGUCCACCGAAGACCUCUGCGUCCCUUCUGACCCUGUAAAUAGUUCGUAUAGAUAGACGGUUCGAGGAACGAUGCCGUACUACAGCAGCGGCCACGGAUCAUCCCCCUAUAACAAAGAUGGCGGCUCGAGCGGACCACCCAGCACUUCCGACGGCAGAGGCGGGGGAUCGGAACCGACCUACAUGAUGGAGCAUUUGGCGACGUUCACGGUCACGAAGGAGACGGGAAUCGUUUAUCCCGCCGAUGGCAUGAGACGUCUGUUGCAGCUCGAAAAGAGCAACGGCAUUUGGAGCCAGAAGAUGCAACUGCGCCUGGAGCGCAAUUGGGUCCUCAUCAUGGACAACGAGACCGGGGCCGUCAUGGAGAGAUUCCCGGCUUCGUUGAUCCAAGAGCCGACCGCCUUCACGUCCCGCGAUCCCAUGGAGAUGUACAACAACAUUCUGGUGUUCACCGUGGCCGACGACAGCUCUUCCGGCCAGCGAGCGGAGAUGCACAUCUUCCAGUGCCAAAGCGUGUCGGCCCAAGACCUCGUCGAGGAUCUGAAGAUGUUGCAGAUGGGCAAACUGGUGCCCGGGGGUUCACCCAGAGGUCCCAGGGGCCAGAUUCCUCCCCCACCGGCGUUACCCCCGCCGGAACCUCCCCUAAACGGGGUCAACGUUCGGGAACAAGUUUCAGCUUUCAACGCCGCGAACAACAACGGACAAGGCGAGGAGAACAACGAUGAGGUGUCCUCCACGUCUUCGGAGAAAUACGAGCGAGACGUGACGAUCCUCAACCACUGUUUCGACGAUAUCGAGAAGUUCAUCGCCCGCCUGCAGCAUGCAGCGGCCGCGUCCAGGGAGCUGGAACGCAGGCGGCGAAACCGCAAGUCGAAGAAGAGGAACCUCGGCGACGGGAUGCUGACGAUGCGAGCCAAGCCGCCCCCGGAGAUGGAGUUUAUCGACAUCUUCCAGAAAUUCAAGCUGUCCUUCAAUCUCCUGGCGAAGCUCAAGGCCCACAUACACGACCCGAACGCGCCCGAGUUGGUGCACUUCCUGUUCACCCCACUGGCCUUGAUCGUGGACGCCUCCCACGACACCAACUACGACCCCAACCUGCCGAGCAAGGUGGUCUCGCCCCUGUUGACCAGGGAGGCCGUGAACCUCCUCAUGAAUUGCGUCACCAGCAAGGAGACGGAGCUCUGGCACUCCCUGGGCGACACGUGGCUGAUCCCCAGGGACCAGUGGAAGGGCCACGUUCCCCCUUACCAUCCCAUCUUCAUGGACGGAUGGUCUCCGGAGUACCCGGUCCCCGAAGACCGAGACCACGAUCACCUGGCUUCCCUCCUGAACGCCGACAAGCAGAAAAGGGAUGACCUUCCCGAGCAACCGAGCGAUUCCUACUACAACCACAGGGAGGUGGAGGAGUCUCACUACAGUAGCGACUACUUGGAGUACGAGACCAGGGAGGAACGCAGCAACGAGUACUUCGACAGGAACUACGGCCCUGCCGAGAUCUACGGGAGGGAGGACAGGGAAAGGGUCGAGCAGAGCAGGGCCCACAGCGACAUUUCCGUGGACUCCAUAGAGAGAGGCCCCAGGGGUGGUCCUGGCAUAGAGAGGGCCAUGGAGGCCUGGCUGGACGAGCUCGUCGCCCGACACGCCAAGAUCGUCCAGGUCACCUAUCCCAGAACCGCCAACAACGACAAGGAGUUGACCGUGGUCAGGGGAGAGUACCUCGAGAUCCUCGACGACAGCAGGAAGUGGUGGAAGGCCAGGAACUCCAGGGGACAGGUCGCCCAUGUUCCUCACACCAUUGUCACGCCGCACAACCCGGCUCAUGCCGGGGACAAUGACGUCUUCAACAAUCCGCUGUACACCAGCAGGUACCAGCGACAGGGGCACGGCUAUAAUUACGAGGACUCGGAGAUCGAAGGCACCAGUACUAGUCCCGGACCGGAGGCCGCGCACCGUCCGUACACGAUCCCACCUCCGGCACCGGCUGAUCUGGUGCGCAAGGAACGUCUCGGCAAAAAAGCAUCCUGCCCUAAGGGUCCCGCAAUUCGUAAGAACUCGAGCAACGUUUUCUUGUCGCUUCUGGUUAGAUGCGCCGCUAAUUCGAGAUCGGCUGCUAGCAAGUCCAAAACUAAACGUCGUCGGCACGAAUUUCGUGACCCCGGUGACUCCAGUAUUUCCAGUGACAGCAGUAGCGACAAUUUUACCUACUCGUUGUCGGAAACUCUCAACUCGAAAGUCAAACAAGAGCCAGGAAAAGUUACCGAUGCCAAUCUUACGUCCUGCAACUCGAGCUCUACGUCGAACUCGACUUCGGAAAAUUUCCCACCGCCCCCACCACCGCCUCCACCUCCACCACCAGGAGAAAGAUUAUCGGAUGCUAACAGAUCGGGAACAACCAAAAGCAAUAAGUCGUCGAGUGAAGGAAUGACCAGCCAGGAUAAAGUGCAAGAAGAGCUCAAGUACGUUCUGACGAUAUUCCGGGAAAAGAAGAGGAAUCUAGACAUCGUUAAGACGCCGGACGUGUUCAUCGAUCAGUAUUCCUCCGCUCGGGAAGUCCAAGAUUGGCUGCGGGCCAAAGGAUUUUCGGAAAAAAUCUGUAAACAGUUGAAGGAGAUGACAGGUGGGGAGCUAUUUAGUUUGACGAAAAGACAACUGGAGCACUAUUGCGGUGAAACGGAAGGAAGGAGAUUGGACGGCCAGAUCACUUUGUCACGAAAUGCUUCCGGCUACAAGACGUCGAGAUCAUCCGAAUUGAAACAGAUAUUAGAAAAGGCGCGACGGAAGGUCGAGGUUCCGAGCGAUGAAAAUGACAAUCAGCAGUGACUCAAAACCGAUAAUACUUCUCUUCUCCCCUAGGAAAAGCGAUACUCUAUAAGACCUCUACAACGCAACGGAGAGUUUGUACAAUUUUAGGUACCCGAUAAACGAGAAAGUCGGUCCCUAAUUGUUAACGAAAUAGUGCACUCCCUAGAGAAGAUCGCGUGUCGCGAAAAUCUUCAGACCUUGAUCGACAACUUUGUUCAGACUCCUUAGCUCGUAAAUUGUCAAUAUCUACGGAAUGUUUUAUCUAGUUUCAUCGUCGAUAAGAAUGCUUUAUUAACGAAAGCAUUGAUUGUUACCAAAAGAGAUGCACAGAGAUAUUGUAAAUGUUCACGUGAUAUUUUCAAGCAUAGGAAAGUUGAUUUCAUUAAAAAAUUGUUUCAUAA
This is a messenger RNA of Orussus abietinus, 3273 nucleotides long. RefSeq names its product epidermal growth factor receptor kinase substrate 8. The coding region runs from base 143 to 2890 and encodes 915 amino acids. The transcript has 11 exons. Gene Ontology annotation, molecular function: actin binding. Gene Ontology annotation, cellular component: plasma membrane. Gene Ontology annotation, biological process: Rho protein signal transduction; regulation of Rho protein signal transduction. The record is from RefSeq and is a predicted model, not a curated record. Lineage: Eukaryota; Metazoa; Arthropoda; Insecta; Hymenoptera; Orussidae.